Messenger RNA from Meloidogyne enterolobii, 427 nucleotides. The record is from the annotation of a GenBank genome assembly. NCBI's taxonomy places the organism in Eukaryota, Metazoa, Nematoda, Chromadorea, Rhabditida, Meloidogynidae.
GUUGUCAGAAAAAAUCGAUCCAUGGCAAUUUGGUAUAAUGAUAUAUGAAUUAUUAUAUAAACGAGAUGGUGUAAUAAAAACUCCAACUUAUAGUCCCCUUACAAAAUCUCCUCUAAGCUCUUUUAAAUAUCCGUCACCAUCUCCUAAAUAUUCACACAAAUCGCCAAGUAUCCAAGGAAGUACAAGCGAAAUUAUUGAGACUUACUCUGCAUCUAUUUUUAAUUAUGAUUAUUUUGACAGUCAAUUAAACAAUUAUCGAAUGGAUAAGAGUAAAAACAGUCUUGUAGAUCGAGUUAUAAAAAAAUGCAUUCAGCAUGAAGAAAACCGACGUUCAAAAAUGUCUGAAAUAGUUGAGUUAUUUAACCAAAAAGGUAAAAAACAAUUAGAAGAUGAUAAAGGAGAGGAAAUCAGUUAUUUUUUGGAUUGA